Molecule: messenger RNA, 995 nt
Organism: Atta colombica
Lineage: Eukaryota; Metazoa; Arthropoda; Insecta; Hymenoptera; Formicidae
Product: UPF0598 protein CG30010
Exons: 5
Coding region: 140-793 (217 amino acids)
Source: RefSeq, a predicted model, not a curated record
AAUUGAUAUAUUUAUGACGCAGUGUGAUAUUAAACUGUGAUACAAUCAAAUGCAGCUUUUUUUAGAUCUACUUUAAGAGAGAAAAGAGGAAGAAAUCUUAGGUUAUAUCGUGAUUAUUGUUGAAUUCAAAUUUAGCAAAAUGACGUCGAUAUUUUAUAUGCGAACUGGCUUUGCAGUAAAUCGAACAUUUCUUUUAUCCAAUAUUCUUGGGAGAAGUUACGUGACAUACAUUCAAGGUCAAUCCCCUGAACCUCGUGUGCGAGAAUACUUCUAUUAUAUUGAUCAUCAAGGCAUGUUGUUCCUGGAUGAUGUCCGCAUAAGGAAUUUCACUUCCUGCUUUAAAGACAAGAAAUUCCUGGCAUUCUUCUUCAAGCGUCUAAGGAAAAACAACACCGAACGUUACACAGAUGACUUUCCAUUCUUGUCAAUUUGUGGUGUAGAGAGAAAUUAUGUGAGAUGUGAUGAUUUGCCAUUGGUUUUUACGAAGGUGAUUCAAAAGUAUAACAUAGAAACUGGCGCAGAAGAGGACUGGUUCAGUUAUGCGCACACAGAUGAUUUAUUGACGGUGCAGUUCGAGCCACAAAGAUUAUUUAUGAACAUUAAAACCGGAAGAGUGUAUCAUCCUGCACCAGAGAAAAUGGGUGGGAUUGGUUUAGUGAGAUCUAAUCUAGCUAUUGAAUUCAGUGCUUCGUUCAACUUUGAAAACGGCGAAGGAAACGCACCGACACAUUUUGUGUGGAGAGACAAGCGAUACCAACUCGAUGCGGAAUGGUACAGAGACAAAUUGUCAUAAAUAGUGAAAUAAAAACAACGAAACUUUUAUAAUUCGUAAAUAUUUGCAAAACUAUAAAAAAGGAAUUUUUCAAUGAUCCAAGCGUCGAGACUUACUCAAAUAAGCUUUAAUGGUCACCUCAAUCGUCCAUCAAAAAAGCUAUUAAUAAAAAAUUUACAAACAAGCGUAGUUUGAAAUAAUCUGAAUAAAAUUAGGAAUUCUA